This is a messenger RNA of Mustela lutreola (European mink), 6431 nucleotides long. RefSeq names its product lin-7 homolog A, crumbs cell polarity complex component (gene LIN7A). Gene Ontology annotation, biological process: neurotransmitter secretion; maintenance of epithelial cell apical/basal polarity; protein localization to basolateral plasma membrane. The transcript is spliced from 6 exons. Bases 518 to 1219 code for a protein of 233 amino acids. The record is from RefSeq and is a predicted model, not a curated record. Gene Ontology annotation, cellular component: synapse; MPP7-DLG1-LIN7 complex; basolateral plasma membrane. Gene Ontology annotation, molecular function: L27 domain binding. NCBI's taxonomy places the organism in Eukaryota, Metazoa, Chordata, Mammalia, Carnivora, Mustelidae.
GCAACUAUAAUGAAAUCCUGACAUUUCUGAACUAGAAGCGUUUUCUAAGGGGUGGGAUUACUGGGUUGACAAUUUCUCUUAAUCUGAAAAAAAAAAAAAAAAUCCAUCUUCCUUCCUCCCUCCCUCCCCCCAUCCCCUUUCGGUCUUCUUCCAUCCCGAGAGACGCACGAAGACUCUGACGGUUUUUAUUUGAGUGGAAAGUUGAAAGAGAGCAACACACCGGCUGCACCCAUCCGGCGCUCCUUGGGGUGGAAUAGCAAAGUUCUAGGGCACAGCCUUCCUGCCCCGAGCCGGCGAGGCAGCCGCUCUCCGCUACCUGCUCAGCUUCACGCCGCAUCUGAAGGUCCGCCCGCCGCGGAACAGUUGCGUCUCCAUCUGGCUGCCAACCCACCCAAGCUUUCUUCUCCUCCACCACCACCACCUUCCCUCCUUCCCCCCUCCUCCCCCUCCUUUCCGUCUUCCCUCUCCACCCCCGCUCCCAAUCUCCUCCUCUUUUUCUCACUACAAGCGGUUGCUGAUGCUGAAGCCGAGCGUCACUUCGGCUCCCACGGCAGACAUGGCGACAUUGACAGUGGUCCAGCCGCUCACUCUGGACAGAGAUGUUGCCAGAGCAAUUGAAUUACUGGAAAAACUACAGGAAUCUGGAGAAGUACCAGUGCACAAGCUACAAUCCCUCAAAAAAGUGCUUCAGAGUGAGUUUUGUACUGCUAUUCGAGAGGUGUAUCAAUACAUGCACGAAACGAUCACUGUUAAUGGCUGUCCUGAAUUCCGUGCCAGGGCCACAGCAAAGGCAACAGUUGCAGCUUUUGCAGCUAGUGAAGGCCACUCCCACCCUCGGGUAGUCGAACUGCCAAAGACUGAUGAAGGCCUUGGUUUUAACGUGAUGGGAGGAAAGGAGCAAAACUCCCCCAUUUAUAUCUCUCGCAUCAUUCCUGGAGGGGUGGCCGAAAGACACGGAGGCCUCAAAAGGGGAGACCAGCUGCUAUCAGUGAACGGAGUGAGCGUGGAAGGGGAGCACCACGAGAAAGCGGUGGAGCUGCUCAAGGCUGCUAAAGACAGCGUCAAGCUGGUGGUCCGCUACACCCCCAAAGUCCUGGAAGAGAUGGAGGCGCGCUUCGAGAAGCUCCGCACGGCCCGGCGCCGGCAGCAGCAGCAGCAGCUCAUUCAGCAGCAGCAACAGCAGCAGCAGCAGCAGACACAGCAGAACCACAUGUCCUAGGUCCUUAAAGAGAAGCCACCUGAUCGAAGAUCCGAUAGUCACAAAUUCGAAACCGGGCUUCCGAAUCCCAGCACAUAGUAAAAGGAAGAGACCACAUUGAUAAUUAUACCUGUCAAGAAGCGGUGAACACGGGGUGUAUGAAUCUUUACCAAGGCGACUCGACACCGUCUUUCUCGGGGGCUGAAUCCCACUGCUCACACACUCUUUACACACACAGACCUUCCAUUCGCUGCAGUGGGAAUUCUCAGUGUGUAAAGGGAGAGGUUUUCCAGUCUGCAGACUGAAGUAGUACAAGAAGAGUCAAGUCCAUGACUUUCUGAUAAAUCACCAGGCCAAGACAAAGUGAAUCUUUGGGCUAUAGCUUUUCCAGAGAUGAACGAAUCCCUCUUUAGGCUGUAUUUCAAACUGUAUCAGUUCAAGGUUGUUAUCACUUACAAGAAACCUACGCAGGGUACCCAUACCCUGACCUUGUCCACAUCCAUAUUGCUGAAUUGUCUGAAAUAGAAUUCCAGUUAAUUGCAAAUUUUGCAUUUAUCCACACCCCCCCUUCAAAAUGGCAAGUUAUGCUAUUGAUACUCUAUUCAGGUUCUAGAAGCAACUGGCUUUUUAUUUUCUGUCUCCAUGAAUUUAAUUAUGCAUUAAUGGAGUGCAACAAUUUUUGCCCAACUUUUGGUUUACUAGAGGCAAGGGAAGAGAACUCUCAUAGGGUAUUUUUUUUUUUUAAUUUAAGUAUUGCUUUUAUCUAUGAUUAUUGAUUCUAACAGGAUAUAAUGUAUAUUUAUUCCACACAAUAUAUAUUAUCAGAGUGUAUUUGCUACGAACUGAGGUCUUCUCUUACCAAAUGUUACAAAUCUGGUAAGAGAACACUAGCAACAGACCUAGCUUUUGGUUAAGUUUUAUAUUUUUUGAUUGAUAAACUCUGGAGAAAUCUAAACUCUUUCUACCUACACCGAUACAUCGUUAUAGAAAUUUAUUUAAUAUUUUAAAGCUGAGAGCUUUACAAAGCUCAAUUAUGAUAUAUGUUCAUACACACACACACACACACACACAAAUACAUAUUUCACACAAUGUUUAGAUCAGUUUCCCCAAAGAUAAACUGGACAUUUUUGGCAAUCUAAGACCAAAAGUAUUACUCCUUUUAAAAUUAUGCAGCUGUAAACCAGGAUAUAAUAUUGUAAAUGAAAAGAAGCUGUUCCUUCUAGAGGGAAAAAAAUGCCUCGUUCAUUACACAUAUUCAUGUAGGGAAAUAGACAAGGAGAAACCAUCUUUCAGGAAGUAUCAGUUGCUGGAAAAUGAUCUAUUAGGAGCCCCCUAUACAGAUCAUCCCUUUUGACUUAUGAUAAAUUGAAGCACAUAAAUUGACUUUACUCAAUGGAAUGAAUAGGAAGCAAUAAUCAUUUAGGCACUUAAAUAACUUAGGCACAAAAAUGUACCAGAAAAAAGAAUAAAUGUUUCAGCUGAAACAUUCUAGAAAGAGCAUUGGAACUGAGGCAAAUAUUUGGAUGUUCCCUUUUCUCAAAUGCAGAAAUUGAUACCCCAACCUAGAGUUUACAUUUCAGAUAGUCCCCCAAAUUAGAAAUCGAUGAAACUCUGUUCAAGAGCUAUUGCUUGAAAACAAGAUAAAACCAGUCAGACUAAAAUAGAACCACACAUUUUCUUUUGCCCUGCCAAGGGGUAGUAUUGUCAGUACCAAGUUCUGCCUGUUCUUCGCAACACAUCACCCAGCAGAGAGCAAAGAGCGAGGAAACUAGGAGCUACACCAAUUUCAACAACCUUCCUGUGAACAUAUCAUUUUUUACUGGAGAAAACUGGGGUGGGGGAGGGGAGGGAGGGCAAAGGGAGGGCGGACCUUGAAUGUUAUGUAAAAUAGGUUUACAAAAGAGAUAAGCAUGACUAAAGGGAGUGAAUGGAGACUACGCGUGAGUAUUACUCAGUUUGAAAGAGGUAGUUCUCAUUUUUAUAAGAAAAAUUUAAUAAAACAUAUAUUUUAGUUAUCAUUUAACAAAGAAGUAUAAAAGCUAUUCAGACGAUGCCACAGAUUCUCAUAAAGGGAAAUCAUUGCACCCUUGUAAUGAGAAAAUGGUCAUUUCAACACAUUUCAAUGCCUUGUGUAAAUUUGGAGCUUAAGGUUUGUUUUCAUUUAACCGUAAGUGUAUGGUUGAUAUGAAAUGAUCAUAUGUUUUUCCAUCAAUAUAUACUGUCAUGGUGUUAUAGAAGCAGCUAUCAAAUGAACCGAUACCUUACAUUUGUGUUUUCUAGAUGUCUUUGUAUGUUAUGCUUCACUUGCAUAAUGUUAAAUGCUAAUAAAUGUAUGCCAAGUCCUUUGUCAAAGUGAAGGGGCGAACCAUCACACCAAAGGCAUCUAAAGACAGAUUACAUGUCACAGUGGUCCUACAUACAAAUGACCAAAUGGCCAGGUUUGGGUUUUGUUUUGUUUUCAGUAAAAUCUGGUCAUUGAAAUAUAAACCUUCCCUUAAAGUUUUAAUCAAAAGUUUCUGUUCCUAAGACUUAGAGAGGCCCCUGUGUGGUUCUCUACGUUUCACCGAAGCCAGAGGGAAAGGGAAAAAAUUUACUACCACUUGUACUAAUGUUCUAAUGUUCUUUAUUAUUAAUGAUCCUGGUAGAGCCACUGACGUGUCCAAAAUCAUAUUAAGGACAUAUCAGGUUGCUCUUAUGUGAAUGUCACUCUUGAGUCUCAUAAUUAGAUAUUCAAAGUUAGGGGGGAGAUCUGGUACUACUAGUCUUCCAUGAUCCUGGUGAAUUUGAGUUCUUUCCUUUGGUCAGGUCGGUGGCCAGAUUUUGCUAAACUCUUUCCUGCUGUGAUUUUGAAGGCCAGUACACAGAGCAUAGUUUAGUAAAAAGAAUACCUGAACCUCUCCAUUGGGGGCAUUUCCAUUUUGAUUCUGUUGCCAUUUGAAAUAGAACAUCCGCCGGGAGAUAAUGAGCUUAAAUUACAAUUGACUUUUGGAAAAGUAACAGACUUUUGUGCUUCCUCAAUCAUGUAAUCAAUGGGGAAUUCUCUCUGUCUGUGAACUACCCCUAUCUUUUAAGACAAUGCUAAAAUCUAAAUGUAAAAUCUAGCUUUCAGGGGCUUUUUGAGAAAUCAAGGCUGUCUCGGACAAACUUGGCUAGAGAUGGAUUAAUUACAUCAAUUUACAAAUGCGGUUCUCAACCGCGACAAAUCGAACGGAUGUGAUCCCAGCUCGUUUUACUCAGCUGUGCCCAUAGGACUCCAAGACGCUGGGAGAUUUUGUCUCCGUUAUCUUAAACGUCUAUAGGUAUCUGUGAAUGGGUGAAUAAUGCCUGAAUUUCUCAUCUUUUAGCUGGUUUGUGUUUAUUAUACGGACAGCCUGUUAAUAAGACCAGUUUUCGAUAGGGCUGUGAAGUAGAAAUCAAUGCUCUGAAGACUUAGGGAAGCCAACGUUAGGCAAUAGCUCCCCAAACUUGGGGCAGUCCUACCCAGCGUGGCCCUCUCUGGAUCAUAAACUCCACGAGAAGAAGGUCUGUGCCGGCUUUGUGGACCUGACAUCCGGUGGGGGGCCUGCCACAUGAUAGGUGCUCAAAUGGUGUUUGUUGAAUGAAUGGAAGAUUGGGUUUAGGUCGAUAGACAAACGAAUCUUGCCUUCAGAUAAUUUGAAAAAUUUCACCAGCAUACAGCAAUUGGCACUGUAAUUUCUGAAUUUCAUAGAACCAGAAUUGACUCUUUUCAUAAAUAAAUACUUUUCAGAUAGAUUGAAUUUGGAAUCAAUUACUUGAAACCUUCAAGGAUUUGAGGCCAUUUAGAUGAGGGAUAGUGUUUGGGGAUUAAGUUUUUAACAAUGAAGAAAGCUCAGCCUUUCUAGUUCUUUAUGAAAGCUCCCUGAGUUAUUUUGUAAGGGCGAUUAAAAAACAUAGAACUCCAUUUAUGAGUUUUAUAAAAUAUUCUGUUUCAAUUUUUAAAAAAGGAAGAAAAGUCAUGACAUCAAGCACAUGAUUAAUAUCACCUUUCAUAUUUUCUGAUAACUUCUCUCUGAGGAGUUCAUAGUAAUUGGGGACACAUCUCUACAUCUUCUUCUGCUUUCAAAAGAUCACUUCUUUCCCAUUCGAUUUCUAGACUAUACAUGACCUAAAGAUGAAUCACAGCUACUAAGCCUUUUCCAUGUAUUUAUUCAUUUAACAAAUAUUUCCUGUGCACCGAGUACAUGGUAGGUUCUAGAAAUACAAUGGCAAACAAGACAGACAUAGUGCCCUCCUGGGGCUUACUGUGAGGAACUCCACGUUCCUCUGGCGAUAGCUAGGGUUUACUGUCCAUCUCCCUCUUCACAGCCGACAUAAAGAAAAUCCCUGGCUCAUGGAAAUCAUGAAAGACCCCCUGCUCAUAUUUUAUGCGAGCUUGCUUUUCUAAAAGCAACACUCAAAAAUACUACUCACCUUGCCCAUAUACCAUAGUUAGAUCCCAGCAAGGUAGGUAAGUAAUAAUUUAUUCAUAAUACUUAGCUAUUACUAGGUUCUGCUGUGCUUGGUACUUUCCAUGGGCUGUACCACUGAAUCCCUUCAACAACUCUAGUAGGUUUCAUUUUAUAGGUAAGAAAACUGAGGCACAGGUAUACGACUUGUCCAGGUCAUACAGCUAGCAGAAGAAAUGAACCCAUGCAGUGUAACAUAAGAGUUCAUGUGUCUAACCAUGAUCUGUGGUUUGGGGGAUGCCAUUACAUUAAAAUAAACGGGUCAUUAAAUGAGUCACUGUAUAUAAAAGUCCUUUAAAGUUGGAAAGUAGUAAACAAAAAGAUAGUUCAGUAUUAAGGUCAACAGUCUAUCAGAGGCAGAAGCAGACUGAGAACUCAAUCUUACAUUAACAGCUUACUCUCGAGAAGAACAUGUCAAGCCAGGGACAUGGAUAAAGUGCAGGUUCCGAAAAAUUUUGACGUGUGAUAAAUAUGUCAAUGACUUUUCAGAAUUAUGUGUUAGCCACUGUGUCUAUCUGGUGCUACAAGAAACAAACAAAAUUCCUUGCUGUAAGGGCUUCUAAUAAGCACACAGUGUGAAGCUGAACCAAGGAUAUUCCACAUUUCCAGGGAAAGAUCGGGCAAUAGUACUAUUUUCUCACCAUUGCAUGUGAUCGUGUCUUUCCAAUUGUUUUCUUUAUUUUUCUGAAAGAGCUGCAAAACUGUGCAGUGGUUCAACCUGACCAAAGUGGUAUUAUGCUGCUGGGAAGUAAAAGUAUUAGACACCA